Trichobilharzia szidati is the source of this 3172-nucleotide messenger RNA. The record is from the annotation of a GenBank genome assembly. NCBI's taxonomy places the organism in Eukaryota, Metazoa, Platyhelminthes, Trematoda, Strigeidida, Schistosomatidae.
AACGACCUUGGAAAAAUUUCGUUACAUACCGCGUUCCACGAACACAGGAAACAGUUAAUUAUGUCAAAUGAGUAUCUUGGUCCGUGGUAUGAAAGCCUGCGGAACAGCACUACAACAAAAGCCAAUGCCAACAAUGACAACAGUGGUAACUCUGAAAAACUGUUGGAAGGAAUCUCUGAAGCGAAAACUACAAUAGACUUAUUUUUAAAUAAUCGAUUUGAGGAGGCAAAGAACCGUCUGAAGAAAAAUGCUCAAGGCGGUAUGUACCAGGAACUUGCUAAUUCUACUGUACUGUUUAUCCAAGGGAUGGCAACUAUUGAACAGGAAAAUUUAGAACUGGCUAAAGAAACUUUAAAAACAACUCUGAAAGCAUGUGCAUCCAAUAGACGAAAAGCUGCUAUUUCAGAAACAUUUACUAAACAAACCGAUAAAAAUCGUAACGCCAUUUUCAAUUUAUACACGGAUGAACAAGCACAUGCUGAACUGUGUUAUGCUGAAGGUCUUCUACAAAUGGCGUUUCUUUCAAUGCUUCAAGAUGAAAAGUUAACUAGUCUUAUCAAGUGUUCUCUGAAGAUACGACAGUGCUAUAAAUGCUAUCGAAUAUGUUGGAGGAUAUUGAAAUAUCGAAGUUGGGACAAUCAGAUCAGUAAAUCAGCUUUUGAAAGCGGUGUACAUUUGGGUGUGGGAGCGUUUAAUCUCAUGAUAUCAAUGCUUCCAAGACGUGUGUUGAAAUUACUGGAGUUUGUUGGCUUCUCAGGGGAUCGUCAAUUUGGUUUGGAACAACUUCGAUUGGGUGCACAAAUGCAUGAUUCACUACGUGGUCCACUAUGUGCUUUAUUAUUAUUAUCCUACGACUUGUAUGCUACUCAUAUGCUUGGUGACAGCGUUGUAAGUGUAUCUUGUGAACAACCAGAACAUUUAAAAGAAGCUCGUGAACUGUUAGAUCAAUGGUCAGUUGUCUAUCCUAAAAGUGCUAUAUUCCUCCUGCUGGCUGGUCGAUUGGAAGAAAUAUCAGGAAAUUUGAAGGCGGCUAUUGAAUUAUUUGGACGCUCAAUUGAUUCUCAGUCUGAUUGGAUUCAUUAUCAUCAUCUUUGUUAUUGGGAGUUGAUCUGGUGUUAUGCAUUACAAGGAGACUGGCAACAGGCUAUUCGUUAUACAGAAAAGUUAGCUUUAGAAAGUCGGUGGAGUCAAGCUUCAUAUCGAUAUAUGAAAGCCGCUUUCCUUCUACAAAGUAUAGAAGAUCGUACAGCGCCUGAUAUCACCUCGAAUGAUGGUACAUCGAAAAAUCCACAAGAUGUUGUAGAUCAACUGCUUGCAGAUAUACCGAAAUUGGUGAAACGUUUUGGUGGGAGAUCUUUACCAAUUGAAAAAAUUGCCCUCAGGAAAUCUUCACGCUACUUUUCACAGAACAAAACAUUAACACUUCCAGCCUUGGAGCUAAUAUUUAUUUGGAAUGGUUUUAAAAUGAUUCAAUCACAACCAGAUGCUAUAACAACAUUUAUUAUGAUUUGUGAAAAUAAAAUCAAUGAACUGUUUCAAAACAGAGACACCAAUGAAAACUUUUUCGACGAUUAUUGUUUAGCUUUAAUGCUAAAAGGUGUAUGUCUUCGAUGUCGUGGUCAACCGUUUCAAGCGUUUAUGUGUUUCACUGAAAUUCUACAAUCAAAAAAGAAACUAAAAAUGGAUACUUAUUUAUUACCCUACUGUGAAAUGGAAUUGUGUCAUUUAUCCUAUGAAGAUGGUGAUAUUGAUGAGGCUGUUAAACACUUGGAGAAAGCUCUGAGUUAUAAAGGUUAUCAUUUAGAGUCACGACUACACUUUCGUAUCCAUGAAAUGGAUACCAAGUUGAAAGAGAGUCAGAGGAAAUUCUCGACAUCAACUUUAAAACACCAGCAACAACAACCACACCAAAACCAACAUCAAUUGUCACAACUGCAACUGCAACAACAACAACAAUCAAUGAAGAAGACUGGCAGUGAACAUCUUCUUACUAUUCCAAAUAGUAAUGACAAUAAGUCAAUAUCAUCCUUUAAGUCUGUAGAUAUCCCUGUGAAUUAUGCUUCAACACCGUCAUCCUCUAACGCUUCAAAGAGUUUUUUGUCACCUGGAACAGGCGGAUCAACAAGUGGAAUGAUGAUGAAUUCAUCAUCACCAUCACGAUCAAGACGAUUAUUUGAUGAUGAUGAUCUUGAUUUGGAUUUAGAUGAUGCUUGUGGUUCAGAAGGUUCUCAUGAAGAUUAAAUAAGAAUGAUCUAAGUGCUUCUCUGGAUUGACUAUUCUCCCUCCCAUUUGUACUACACAAACACAAACACACACACAAAGAGAUUGAUUGUCUUCAAACCAACCAACCAACUCACCUCCAUUUCAUCCCUUCACGUUUUACCCCUCACAGUGAACGAUUCCCUUCCUAUCAGAGAGAGAGAGAAAGAGAUCUAUGAGAAGAAUUCAGUUCAUAUAUAAAUCUAUAUAAAUGAAACAAGUCUUUCCUAUUACACAAUCACUCAUAUAAACAUUAUUACUAACUAGUAGUAAUUAUAAUAAUAACAAUAAUAAUCUCACAUAUGGAAUGCCUGCACCAAGACAUAUACACCCACCAAUGCAGAUAGUGUGGCAGACACACAGAUCGAUCGAUAGAUAGAUAGAUGGAUAGACAGACAUGUGGAUAGAAUGAGACAGACAGAUGGACAUUUCUCAACUCUCUACUCUUUCUUAUUCCAUGUUCAAUAUAUAUAUAUAUAUAUAUAUAUAUAUAUUUAUAUAUAUAUAUAUAUAUAGAUCAAUUUAAACAAACUUGUAUUAUCUGUGAUACCACCAAAGGGUGUAAGUAACCAUGACGACGUGAUGGGUAACCCACAAAUCGUGCAAUUCGCCGUCGUUGUCGUCAUCAUCUUCUUCUUCUUCUCGUGUCACUAAUUGGUUUUGUUUUUUUAAUAAUUUUAUUAUUAUUAUUCAGUUUUUGUUAAUUUUACACUCGUAAUCAUUAAUAACUAUAAUUUAGAAAAUGAUGAUGGCCUUAAAAUAUUUAUUAUCAGUAUUAUUAUUAUUAUCAUUAUUAUUAUUAUUACUAAUAUUAUUUGUAAUUGAACGACAGGAGUAAACAUAUUUUUUACUUUAUUUAUCUAUUUAUAUUUCUUCAAAUAUAACCGAAAAAAUAACAUUUGUUUGUAAAUAG